Messenger RNA from Acaulospora colombiana, 482 nucleotides. The record is from the annotation of a GenBank genome assembly. Lineage: Eukaryota; Fungi; Glomeromycota; Glomeromycetes; Diversisporales; Acaulosporaceae.
CGCGUAUGGGAAGAUUUAGAGGGUGGUGAUGUUUUGCCGAGGUUCACAUUGGAAGUGCGGAUGAUUGAGAAAGCAAUUUCACAGGAAUCUUCCGAAACAUCAUCAGAGAAUGAAGAAUUGCAAAUUGAUUGCCCUCUAUGUGACGCAACUUUCUCUGAUCAUUACGCUUUCACGAAACAUUAUACAAAUGAGCAUGCUCGUAAGCUGCGUAAUGAUACGAUCGAUCCCAAUACGGGAAAUAUGAAUCCACCCUCUUAUUUUGAUGCUACAAAUGGUCAACAACCACCAGCAAACGUGGAGGCAGAAGUGAUGGAGAUCUUAAAUUGGAACCGUUUCGGCAGGAGAAUGUUGAUAAAUGCAGGAUAUAGUAUAUCAAGAGCAAGUGCUAACAUUGCAAGUUAUAAAUCUAACGGAGUAGAAGCUAGAUUAGGACUUGGCAUUUCUAGGUUUAGCAUAGGAGAGAAAUUUGAAGUUAAUACUCC